This is a messenger RNA of Limulus polyphemus (Atlantic horseshoe crab), 3639 nucleotides long. It is a transcript of the gene IFT57, whose product is annotated as intraflagellar transport protein 57 homolog. Gene Ontology annotation, biological process: non-motile cilium assembly; intraciliary transport. Gene Ontology annotation, cellular component: cilium; intraciliary transport particle B; centrosome. Bases 168 to 1412 code for a protein of 414 amino acids. The record is from RefSeq and is a predicted model, not a curated record. NCBI's taxonomy places the organism in Eukaryota, Metazoa, Arthropoda, Merostomata, Xiphosura, Limulidae. The transcript is spliced from 11 exons.
CAUGGUUUACUGUAAGUGUUUCGACUACAGCUGUUAUUUAAUUCACGCACCAUUUGAAAAUUAGAUUUGUAAGUUGUCAAAGACGGAGGACUGGUAAAAAAAGUGGACAUAUAUGAUAUAAAAUAGGGGUUCGAUAGUCAGUACUCUCCAGUUAUUAUUUGUCAGUAAUGGGUGAGGAACGAAGACGAGAAGAAGUUCUGGAAGAUGGAGGACCCGGACAAGCUUUCAUGUCCUUUGUUGUUAUGGAUGACUUAUUAGACAAACUUAAGUUGCUUAAUUAUGAUAAAGAAUUUACCCGGGAAAUUCGUUUGAAACCCUUAAACCGCCAUUACUUUGCCCUUCAAACAAAUCCAGGAGAACAGUUCUAUAUGUUCACAACAUUGGCAGCUUGGUUGAUAAGAAAAUGUGGAAAGUCUUUUGACACACCCCAAGAGUAUGAUGACCCAAAUGCAACAAUAUCUAAUAUUGUAGAUGUGCUGAGACAAAUGGGAGUUACCAUAGAUUUUCCUCCAAGCAAGUUGAAACAAGGGUAUGGAGAACAAGCCAUAUUUGUCUUGGAUCGAUUAGCUGAUCAAGCUCUCAAAGACACACAGUUUUCAUGGAAAAGGCCUAUCUAUCCAGAAGAAACUGAAGAAGGAGAAUGUGCUGUGGAAGAAACCCUUGAAGUUACGUCAGAAAAUUUUGAGGAGGAAAUCAUAGGAGAAGACGAAGAUGAUGAUGAAGAAGGAACAAUCAUGGAUCUGGAAACUCUUAAAACUAUAUCAUCUGGUAGACCUUUAAAUGAUGAAAUUGCCAAACCAGAAGAAAUCAUGGAAUCCACUACAGAUUCAGCUGAAUGGAAGCUUGAAGUUGAAAGAGUUCUUCCUCAGCUAAAAGUUACUGUUCGUUCUGACACCAAAGACUGGAGGAGCCACUUGGAACAGAUGCACAAUCAUCGAAAAGAUAUCGAUGAAAGUCUCUCUGUCACAAAGAACCAGUUGGAUAAACUUUACUCUGAUAUUAGUCAUACGUUAGAAAAGAUAAGUAGUAGAGAAAAAUAUGUUAACAGUCAGUUAGAACAGCUGCUGAUGGAGUACAGGAGUGUACAAGAUCAAUUAGCACAGUCCAAAGAACAGUACCGGUCUGUGAGUGGUGGAGUCACUGAAAGGUCUCGCACAUUAGCACAGAUAACAGAAGAACUAGACCAGAUCAAACAAGAAAUGGAUGAGAGAGGAUCAAGUAUGACAGAUGGAACUCCUCUUGUAAACAUACGAAAGGCCCUUAUCCGAUUGAAGACAGAGAUCAGCCAGAUGGAUGUUCGGAUUGGAGUGGCUCUGCACACACUGUUACAAGCUAAGUUGAAAGAAAAGGGGGACCUACAGAGAGCGGCCAAUGCUCGUCCCAGUGUAACAAAUAUUGAUGCUGUAUUUUGAAGUUUUCCUAAGAUUGGAAAAUUAAGUAUGAAAUGCACCAUUUGCUACUCGGAUCUCUAUGGUUAUAAGUAAAAAAAUCACUUAGUUUGUUUUUGCAAACACUCGUUGAUAAAUUGAUUAACUAUUAUAUCAGAUAUUGAAGCUGUAAUAUUUUUUUCUGUUGUUAUUAUCAUGGGUGGGAACAAAUUUUGCUAGUACUGAAACUUUCACAAACAGAUCUUUCCCUCCAACUUUGGCAACACCCAAUAAUCACUGGUAGUAGGCUUGUGUAAUAAAUCACUGUAAGGCCAGGCAAAUAUUUAAAAAAAAAUGACCCCGGUAUGAAAUGAAAAAAAAAAAAAGAGGUCAGAUAAACCAAGUUCAAGUGUUAUUGGGUUGUUUGUUUUAUCAAUACUUUUACUCUUGGUUUUGUUCUGGCUAAAACUGCCAGUACAGGUUUGUAUACCUUUUUAGAAACUCUUCCCACAUCCGAGUUACCAAAAUCUGUUUAAAAACCGUUCCAUUCUAUCACAAUGUAAUAAUGAACUCAUGAGAAUAUGGGUUUUCUGCAUUAUAACUAAUAUAAGUUUUCUGUGUAAGGUUACUGGUGUAAUUUUUUUUAAGCUUUCAGUCAGCUGUAUUUUCUUAAAUAACGAGUUGAAAAUUCAUUUGAAGCGAAACGAUUUUAUUCCGAAGUUUUCCAGUAAUACACACUCCAAAUCACUAAAAAGGCAGGUGAUUAAAUGUACAUUUUUAGUUCUUUAAUAAACAUUGUUAUUUUAUACUGUGUAAUAAAGAAUGCAAAUCCUGUUGAAGCUUGUUAUCUUAGUAUAGUUUCACAUAUUUGUGUGAUGAUUAACUUUUUGAAAGUCUUCACACACACACACGCUAGGAAUUGUACAAUUUACCGUGGAUAAACAUUAAUAGUAGUUAUUUACUUCACUGAUGUUAAUCCAGUAUUGUUAAUAACCAUAAUACUUUGGGUUCAGCAGUGUGUACAAUCAAGUUAAUAAGGGAAGAAACUGAGAAAGAUGCCCUGUAAAUGUCAGAAGGGGGUGGUAUGGAUUCAUUUAGACACGCUUGUCUACUCCUUCACAGAGUUUUACAGCUACAUUUGCGUUCACGAUAUCGUGUAUAACAUGAAACCCAUUUACUUGUGAAAACCUUGCUGAGAAUUGUGAUUUCAAGCGAGAUCGGGAAGAUAAUCUUAUUGUUUAAAUACGAGUUACACGAGAAUAUGCAGCAACUUCUUGUUUGCCCCCAAUUUCCUGCAUGGCCGAACAAACUACUGGACUUGGCUAAGUAUUGUCAAAAUGUCGGAGUUUGUGAGCCAGACAUGUAAAAAAUGCCAAAGAGCUGUAAGAUCAUUGCAGGCCUAUCACUUCCUCUAUAAAAAUCCAUAUUUUUGUCACAGUUUAAUCAAAUUGAUUUUCAUCAAAUUUACAUAAGUAGUGUAUAAAUCUGGAAAUCUUGUCUUUGCAUCUAGAUCACUGGACUGUUUUAUUUUCAACAUGGUUGUGUUUAAUGUGAGUAGUAUAGGUUAUUUAUAGCCAAAACACUUUGCUGGAAAACCUAGUUUUUGUUGCUUAAUAGCUUACAAAAAUCUGUAUUGUUAUAGCACGAUCUACGUACUAUAAGAUUUGAGUGGGAAGUCUGCCAUUGUUAAGAUAAUGCUUUUGACUAAGAUUGUCAAAGCAUUGUUAUAUAAUCAAAAUCUGAGUUAUAUGAUGUUAUUUUCCUGCUGUAUAGAAUUGUGUCACAAAAUAACUUGAUAUUGAAUGUAAAUUUUUUUUAAAGUUAUAUUGUCCUAUUUGCCUUACCUCUAAACACUGUUUUUAGUGAAAUAUUUUUGUGUUAUGAAAUACCAGUAAAACAGUACUCAAAUGUUCAAUAAUAUUGGCCGAACUUAACGUGAUGUAAAGCAUAUUCUUCCAAAUAAACUAUUUUUAUUAAAAGUUUGAUAAUAGAGGUUAUAGGAAUUUAGUUACCUGUUGAAGAAGGGACAGAUGGUUUACUAAAUUAGAUACUUUGAAAUAUAUUUUAUCUUGCAUAAACACAAUACAGUGGCAAUGUUGCCUGUUCUUCAAGUCGUAUUUAAAGCACCUUAGCAGGAACAAGGAACGUCAUAUACUAACGAAGUGGAACAGAAUAAGUAAUUGUACAAACUUGUAAUUCAUGCAUCACUUCUUUACUAAUUUUUGUCAUCAACCUUCAUAAUAUUUUGCAUUGAAUAAAAAAUUCUGUAUGC